This is a messenger RNA of Mercenaria mercenaria, 5732 nucleotides long. Its product is annotated as dehydrogenase/reductase SDR family member 7-like. The coding region runs from base 1016 to 1981 and encodes 321 amino acids. The transcript has 10 exons. NCBI's taxonomy places the organism in Eukaryota, Metazoa, Mollusca, Bivalvia, Venerida, Veneridae. The record is from RefSeq and is a predicted model, not a curated record. Gene Ontology annotation, molecular function: oxidoreductase activity.
UUAAUAUUGAUUUUGAACGAUCAUUUCGUCACAUGCUUUGAAUUAUUUAUUGUUUUUGUAGAACCGAAAACUAAAUAUGGCUAAUGGUGUUUUCGGAUAAGACAAAUUUUGGAUUCUUCAAUAGUCUAGAUGUAUAUUGAUGUGAUUAAAUACUGCGAAUUUGCCCUUUCCGAACCAGUUCUUAAUUUUUUCUCGUUUUACUUUCUACAUCCACAUCUACAUGUUACUUCCAACAAUCAUUAGCAAUUAUGACUGGAAGGCGCUUGUCUGGGCAGUGUUAAAUCAAACAAUGUUAGUCAAAACGUCCCCUAGUCAAAACGUCCCCUAGUCAAAACACCCCCAUUUUGGUCAAAACGUCCCCCUUUUCUGGUCAAAACACCCCCCUUCCAAAAAAUACCAGGUCAAAACACCCCCCCUUAAAAAUGAUAUAUGUAAAUACAUAUUAUUUAAGUUAAUUUGGUAAACAUUAUUAAAUUAUAAUGUUCAUUAUAUUGUUUUACAUGCAUAGAUUUUAAUUAGAAUAUUGUAAACCAUUAAUUUUAGAAUGUUAUAUGUUGUAAAAUUAUCUGAUGUUUAUAUUGUGUAAAAGUGAUAUUUCUGUUAUUUAUUAAUAAAAUUAAAUGAAAUUAUAAUGUUGUUAUGUUAUAAAUGAAAUUGUUACAACUGCAUGAAGACAAAGCGUUAAUGGAUCAAACAAGCUGUUUGUAAACAGGUAUCUAAAAGUAUAAUUGCACAACAAAUAAAUAAUGUGAAAAAAGUUAUAACUAUUAAAAAUGAAGUGUCCUUACAAAGUCAGUGUAGGAACAAAGUCAGCCUGCGUCAACAUGCCAUUGCCGGUGACUCGUGUGGCAACGGGCAACACAGAACCUGUGACACAGCUACCGCACAGGGGGUAUGUCUGCAAGUUCCUUGCUAAAAAAGAUGAUCACCAUUUACAAACCAAGGCUCACCACAACAGUUCAGGAUGAGGAAUAAUUGUGAUAAAAACUCACUAGCAUAAACAUGUCCCGGGACUAUGGAUUGGUGUACAAUUGUUGAGGUUGCUGUUGUAGCAUAUAUUGUCCUACAGCUGGUGAGACUUCUAUUUGCUGACUGUGAUUUACAGUUGCAAUGGACUGACAAGUUUGGCAGAUCUACAGGUGUGCUGACUCGUAAGGUAGUGUGGAUCACAGGGGCUUCUAGUGGUAUAGGAGAAUAUCUGAGCUACGAAUUAGCCAAAGCAGGAUGCCGAUUGGUUUUGUCAGCAAGAAGAGAAGGUGAACUUCAGAGAGUAAAGAAAGAAUGUCUUAGUUAUGGCACAUUAAUGGAUGAUGAUAUACUGGUGCUGCCAUUAGACAUGUUGAAGUUUGACCUCCAUCAGCCAGCAGUAGACGAGGUUCUCUCUAGGUUUAAGCAGAUUGAUGUUCUUGUAAACAAUGCAGGGAGAUCACAAAGAGCUCAGUGGGAGAAAACAGAUUUACAGGUAGACAGGGACAUGCUAGAAAUCAAUGUAUUGUCUGUCCUUUCACUCACAAAACUUGUGUUACCCCACAUGCUGGAGAGGAAAGAAGGACAUAUUGUCAACAUGAGUAGUGUCUCUGGAAAAUUAGGUUCCCCUUUGUCAGGGUCAUACACAGGUGCUAAACAUGCUUUACAGGGUUGGUUCGACUGUCUUAGAGUAGAGAUGUUUCCCAGGAAUAUAACAGUUACAAAUAUCUGCCCUGGACCUGUCUUCUCUAACCUCCUUAAGGGAAGUUUUACUGAAAAUUCUGGAGAGUUGUUGGGUGUGGAAAUGAAGGAGGGAGAAAAAAGGAUGAAUACACGACGAUGUGCGAGACUUUGUGCAGUAGCUAUAGCCAACAAGUUAGAUGAGGUGUGGAUAGCAUUACAGCCUAUUCUUCUCUUUGUUUAUAUCGGACAGUAUAUGCCAACAAUAGCUGGCUGGUGUUUCAAACGUGCUGGUGUAAAAUUUAUGAUGAAAUUCAGGGAAGGACAACACUGAUGUGUUUUGGUUGAUAAUGAUAUGCAUAAUUAAAAGUGGUAUUUUUUAACAUGAUUUUAUUUUUAUAUUAAGAAAUGCUAUAUGUGAUUACUUUCAAUGUCUGUAUGUAUGAAGCUGCAAAAUAGUCAUUUAAAUAUGUACACAUAUUUGUUCAGUGACUCAAUAACCAAAGUUACUGCAGCAAAUUUUUAGGACCAAAUUUUGGCAAACAUUCUAAUUUUAUACAAACUUCAGGGAUAUAUUAAAGUAUUUUUUCUGGUAGUUGAUGUAUGUUUUAUACCAUUUUGCACAGAUAAAUUAUACCAUUUUGUACUGAUAAUGGAAUAAAAAAUGACAUGUCUUUGUCUUAUCCAGAAGCUGACUUUCUAGAUUGUACAAUAUAUGCAAUUGCAAAAAAUACAGGUAUGACUAGUUUACAUAACCUGACAACUAACAUAUUAUAGGGGAUAUCUGUUUUGCUUAUGUUGGCCAGGCUGUUGGUAGGCUGUGUAGUUUCUGAUUAAUAACUGUAGAAUACCUUGGCCUAUAGCUGCCAAACUUCAUACGAUGAUGGCCUGUGGUUAGUAGGUGACCCCUGUAAUUUUUUGGGUCAAUAUGUGAAAGAUCUAGGUCACAGUGAGAUCAAGAUCAGAAAUGGUUUCUAUUAAUAGCUAGAGUAUAUUUUUGUCUAUGGCAGUAAAUUAAAACUUAAUAUGAUGAUCGUCUGUGGUCAGUAGAUCUCGCCUAUAGUAGUUGGGAUCAGUAGGUCAAAGGUCAGUGCCACAGUGCCUUUGAAUUGAUUUCAGUCAGUAACUAGUAAAGAACGGCCUGCUUGUGAGCAGAAUUACCUGUGAUCAGAUCAGUAUAUGUUCCACUUUGUUUAAUUAUACCAGAAAGUCAAAGAUCAUAACUCAUAGCACAAACACUUCCGUGUCCUUACAUCACAAAGCGGGGCAUUCACAUGUCUAGUUUUAUUGUUUUCAUUUUACAAUUUUAAUUUGUUUUAUGCAAUGAACAUCAUUUUAUAAAAAAAAAAAUUUGUUAUUUGAAAAAAUCUUUGGAGCCAUAUAUACCUAUUAGUAAUUUCAGUAUUCUGUUAUGUUGAUAUGUUUUGUGUUGUAUAUGUACGUUCAUUUGUUAAUCAUUGUGCAACUUUCUACUUUUACACUUUUAUGACUGAAAUUGAUUUUUGAUGCUAUAACUUUCUUAUUAUCCAAACAUUGCUUCCAAGCAUGUGUAAAUACUGUAACCAAAAUUUUUUUAAUUAUUCAUCAGUAAAAAUAUCAUUUACACUUCAGUAAUCAGAUGUUUAAAUUUUUAUAAUUGGCGCUUGGGUAAUUGGAAGGGUAUUCUACAUGUAUUUCAUUCACAGAAGAUUGUUUAACAAUAGUCACAACACUGUCAUGUUGGAUGCUAUGAUGUCAGAGAUAUUUUGAAAGCUAAAAAUCAUAUGUAUUAAUACAGGAUAUUAUGGUCCUCUUGUGUUUUUGCAGUGCCUGUAAUAACCUCAUCUGCAUACUUCUGUCUUUAACUUUUACCCUGCUAAAUUUCUAAAAUGGACUGGUUCAUCAUUCAAUUUGGGCAGUACCACUUAUUAUUCAAAGGGAUGUUCACUUAAAAUUAACUGACUGUGCAGACCAUGAUAGCCUACACGAAUGUGCAUGCUGAUCUUGGUCUGCCAUGGUCGCAAAGGCAAAAGCACUUGCCACCAGCAGGCUAAAGGUUAGUUAAUAUGAUGUCAUCCUAAAAACAGUAAAACAGUAUAAUAACUGACAGUAUUAUAAGUAGCCCAGAUCUUUAUUGUUCUGUUAUGUAAAUUGUGCCAUUUACACUUUGUAUGACACUGCUUCUAAGUUAAAGAGUUAGUCAUUGCACAACUGCUGAGUAGUAUGUAGCACAUAUUAGGUUUGCUGUUAAAUAAUUGUUUUAUGAAAAUAUUAGAGCCGUGCCAUGAGAAAACCAACAUUGUGGGUUUGCGACCAGCAUGGAUCCAGACCAGCCUGCGCAUCCGCGCAGUCUGGUCAGGAUCCAUGCUGUUCGCUUUUAAAGCCUAUUGGAAUUGGAGAAACUGUUAGCAAACAGCAUGGAUCCUGACCAGACUGCGCGGAAGCACAGGCUGGUCUGGAUCCAUGUUGGUCGCAAACCCACUAUGUUUGUUUUCUCAUGGCAUGGCUCAUUUCUGCAUUGAUCCUUGUAUAGUUUAACCUUCCAUUGCAGACACCUGUAUUAAGCUAACUUCACAAAUUGACAUUUUGUACUAAUAUCACCUUGGCUUAACCAACCACCUGUCUUAAGUAGUCAGAUUGUACAGGCUCUUUGGCAUGCUGCUUAAUACAGACCACUAAGUUUUAUAAUUUUCUAACAUGUGUUAAUAUUGUAAUCAGAGUUUUGUUUAAUAUUUCAUCUGUAUAACAAUAAAUGAUUAUGUAAUUAUAAGUUUAGAAUAAUCCUUUAUCAGCAGAUAUUUGCAUGUACAUAUACUACAGUUUUUACCUGGAGUAUUUGAAGAAUAAUGAGGGUUAUUGUACUUGUGUCAGGGUAGCCAUCUUUUUAUAUGAUGUCUAAUGUCUUCUUCGUUGCUUAAGAUAUUCAAUUGUCACUUGCUGUACUUCCUCAUAGUGUUUGAAGUUGUGUAACUCUGCCUGCAAUAUUUCCAGAGUUAUGCCCCUUGGUUAACUAGUUAUAAAGUCUAGUAUCUUCUUCAUUACUUAAGAUAUUCUGUCUAAACUUGCUGUACUUGCCUAUAGUGACAAUGUACAAUAAGUUGCAUAACUCUGCCUGCAGUAUUUCCAAAGUUACGCCCUUUUUGACUUAAAAAUCUUAUUUAAGUUUGUUGAUUUGUACAGAACCCAGUUUUAAUGAAGUGAUCACCAAUCUUGGACUUAAAAUCUGGAAUGAAGAUUUGCAUACAAAUUGCUGUCUCCAAAACAAUGCAGAUAUUGAAUUGAAACUUCAUACAAGGUUUUGAGUUGGAUAGAACAUGGUGAAAAUUGCAAGUUCCGUAACUGUGAAUUGUAUUUUGGCAGUUAUGUAACCUUUUGGACUUGAAAAAUGCAGUUUAAUUUAUCUCCUAAAGUAAUGCAGAUACUUUGUUGAAGCUUCACACAGAUGUCUGGUGCAACUGAACAAGAUCACAUCUUCAAGUCCCAUAGCUCUUACUUGAACUUGGAAAGUUUAUUUAUAUAUAGAAAAUUCAAAUUACUGACGAGCCUUCGAAUAGUUGAGUGUGCUUUCAUGAAACAGCAUUUGUUAUAAGAUAUCCUUCUGCAAUUGUUGGUUUUAGAACGGGUUCUAACCCUUGCCCUGCUAAAUUUCAAUAAUGAACUUGUCCAUAUUUCAAUUUGGACAGUACCAUUAACUGUUAAAAGGGGUGCUUAUCAAAAAGAUACUGACUGUAUGGCAAACAGUGCAGAUCAUGAUCACACUGCAUGGAUGUGCAGGCUGAUCAUGAUCUACACUGGUCGCUUUCAAGUUGAAAUCACAUAUGUUUUGAACUAUUUUUGAAUUCCACCUCAAACCUAUCAAAGGAAUAACUAUCUAAUUGCACAUAGAUAUGUUACAAUUUGGAAAGUUAAGUCCAGACUAUAUUCCUACUAAUCAAGUGUUCUAGAGUACAGUACGUUUUUGCAGGAUACAGAUCUAGAGUAAUAAACCUGGAGCAUCUUUAUAUUGUUUACUGCACUGUUUUGUGAUAUAUUAAAGCAUUUGUUAAGAAUUAUCUAUAGUCUAUCCUUGUGCACAAAUAUAUUUACUGAAAUAAAUAUUUUUUAAA